AUGGUCAAGCUCACGGUCGAUGGCAAGGAGGUUGAAGUACCUCAAGGCACAGCUCUCAUUCAAGCAUGUGAAUUGGCUGGCGCAACGAUCCCUCGCUUCUGCUACCACGACCGUCUUGCUAUUGCUGGUAACUGCAGAAUGUGCCUCGUUGAAGUCGAGCGCGCUCCAAAGCCUGUGGCUAGCUGUGCUAUGCCUGCUAUGCCUGGCUCAAACGUCUUUACCAACUCUGAACGCACCAACAAGGCUCGCGAGGGUGUCAUGGAAUUCCUACUAGCCAAUCACCCACUUGAUUGUCCUAUUUGUGAUCAGGGAGGUGAAUGCGACUUACAAGAUCAAUCGAUGCGUUAUGGCUCUGAUCGCUCGAGAUUCUUCGAAGUCACCGGGAAGCGCGCUGUUGAGAACAAAGACUUUGGCCCUCUCGUUAAGACUUCCAUGAAUCGCUGCAUUCAGUGUACAAGAUGCGUCAGAUUUGCAAAUGAAGUUGCUGGCGUUGAGGAAUUAGGCACCACUGGUCGCGGAAAUGACUUGGAAAUUGGUACUUACGUUCAAAAGACCUUGGAUAGUGAAUUAUCCGGUAACAUUGUCGAUUUGUGUCCUGUCGGUGCUCUCACUUCAAAGCCAUACGCUUUCACCGCUAGACCUUGGGAACUUAAAUCUACAGAGACUGUCGAUGCUUUAGACGCCGUCGGUUCAAACAUCAGAGUUGACUCUAGAGGUCAUGAAGUUAUGCGUAUUCAACCACGUGUUAAUGACGAUGUGAACGAGGAAUGGAUUAGUGACAGAACUCGUUACGCUUGUGAUGGUUUGAAGUAUCAAAGACUCACCAACCCUCUGAUCAGAGUUGGUGAUAGAUUCCAAUCUGCUUCUUGGCCAGGUGCUAUCGCCACUGUUGCAGAUGGUCUCUCCAAAUCUGGUGCAAAGGGUGAUGAAAUUCAAGCUAUUGCUGGUUCUCUCGCAGACACUGAAUCACUCGUUGCACUCAAAGAUCUUCUUAACAAGUUGGGAUCUGAAAACACUGCUCUUGACACUAAGAGGGGUACUGCCCCUCCAGCACACGGUGUGGAUCAUCGCUCAAACUACCUUUAUAACAACACCAUUCCUGCGUCUGAAGAAGCUGAUGCUGUUCUCUUUGUCGGUACUAACCCACGCCACGAAGCUGCUGUCAUCAACUCGCGUUUCCGUAAGGGAUACCUCCACAACAACACUGAUUUCGGUGUUAUCGGUGAUAAGUUUGAUGCUAUAUACGACUACGAACAUAUUGGCGUAGAUGCAAAGACUGUUGGUGACUUCCUCUCUGGUGGUGUCAAGUCUCCAUUCGCCGAUAAGUUCAUGAAGGCAAAGAAGCCACUGAUAGUGGUUGGUUCAGCAGUAACUGAGCAUGACGAUGGCCAGUCUGUUUAUGCAGCCAUAGCGAAGCACGUCGAAGCCAACAAGGACAGAUUCCUCACUGAGGAAUGGAAUGGUUUCUCUACAUUGCAAAGGGCAGCAUCACACACAGCUGCUUACGAUGUAGGUUUCGUUCCUUCCCAACAAGCGGAAUCAACCAAGGCCAAAUUUGUGUAUUUGCUCAACGCGGACGACUUUGAUGCUCAAGUGAUUCCACGCGAUGCUUUCGUUGUGUACCAGGGACACCACGGAGACCACGGUGCGCAAUUUGCCGAUGUAGUACUUCCGGGUGUGGCGUACACGGAGAAGGGCACAACGUGGAUCAACACAGAGGGGAGAGCGCAAUUAGGACGUGCUGCCAUCUCCGCACCUGGAGCAUCAAGAGAGGAUUGGAAGAUAAUUAAGGCGCUUUCUGAGCUGGUUGGAAAGCCGUUACCGUACGAGGAUGUGAUUGGCGUUAGGGAUAGGUUGUGGGAGAUUUCACCUGCGUUGACGAGAUACGAUGAACUCGAGUCGCCUUCUGCAGCGUCUGUCGGCUUGGGGUUGGCUGAAAUGGCGAAGAAGGGCACACCAGUCACAUCCACUAAGGCUUUCGUGAAGCCGCUCGAGAACUUCUACCAGACUGAUCCGAUUUCAAGAGCUUCAGUGACUAUGGCGAACUGCGUCAAGUCGUUUGUGAAAGGUGUUAAUAGCGAGGAGACUGCCGUACCACCUGCCGAGACGCAGGCGCAGAAGCAUGCAUGA
Wallemia ichthyophaga EXF-994 is the source of this 2130-nucleotide messenger RNA. RefSeq lists its product as uncharacterized. The record is from RefSeq and is a predicted model, not a curated record. NCBI's taxonomy places the organism in Eukaryota, Fungi, Basidiomycota, Wallemiomycetes, Wallemiales, Wallemiaceae. Gene Ontology annotation, cellular component: membrane. Gene Ontology annotation, biological process: ATP synthesis coupled electron transport. Gene Ontology annotation, molecular function: iron-sulfur cluster binding; NADH dehydrogenase (ubiquinone) activity. The transcript has 6 exons. Bases 1 to 2130 code for a protein of 709 amino acids.